Messenger RNA from Salvia miltiorrhiza (redroot sage), 2057 nucleotides. RefSeq lists its product as uncharacterized. Gene Ontology annotation, molecular function: catalytic activity. The record is from RefSeq and is a predicted model, not a curated record. The transcript is spliced from 3 exons. Bases 89 to 1843 code for a protein of 584 amino acids. NCBI's taxonomy places the organism in Eukaryota, Viridiplantae, Streptophyta, Magnoliopsida, Lamiales, Lamiaceae.
GUGAUGAAAAAGAAGUUUAUAUUAAUCCUACAAAACGUACUAUUUGACAUAAAUAGAAGUUUUUACAGACUCUUCUCUCCUUCUGGAUAUGGUGAGUCUAUUGCCAAAUUUUGAAUCCAUCAUUUCUCAUUCUCUCUCUCACACACACCCGGAGUUAGAUUCCCUUACCAUAUCAUACUCGUAUAUGCAGAGCUUGAGCGUGAGUAAUCGCGCUAACUGGGGUUUCACACUCAGCACAACUCCAAGAGCUUGUAUUUCGCAGCAAACUUUCUGUCUAGCAUUAGGGAACAAGAAAGAAAACAAGGGACAUAGUGGGAUCUUAGAACUUGACCCAACUGAUAACUUGGUUGAGAAUGAUUCUCAAAAGCUCAAGGAAUACAGAUUGCCUCCUUUGGUUAGUGCAUUGAAAGCUUCAGUGGAGGAAAAUGCAGCCAGUUUUCACUUUCCUGGACAUAACAGAGGACAAGCAGCUCCUUCAUCAUUGACCCGACUAAUUGGUGCAAGACCGUUUCUGCAUGACUUGCCAGAACUUCCAGAGCUUGACAAUCUUUUUGCUCCUGAGGGACCUAUUUUGCAAGCACAAAAACAGGCAGCUGCACUUUUCGGAGCAUCAGAGACGUGGUUUCUUGUUGGUGGAAGUACAUGUGGGGUCCAGGCAGCGAUAAUGGCAACUUGUUUGCCUGGAGAUGUUCUCAUUCUCCCACGAAACUCUCAUAUCUCAGCAAUAUCUGCCAUGGUACUAUCCAGCGUGGUACCCAAGUACAUUGUUCCCGAAUAUGACCCUGAAUGGGACAUAGCCGGUGGCAUUACUCCUUCGCAGGUAGAGGAAGCCAUCAAAGAACUAGAGAUGGAAGGUCUCAAACCAGCUGCCGUUUUUGUCGUAUCACCUAGUUAUCAUGGUGUAUGCAGUGACAUUGGUGCGAUUUCUGAGCUCUGUCAAAAGAAUGAGAUCCCUGUAAUUGUUGAUGAGGCUCACGGGGCUCACUUUGGCUUCCACCCACAGCUGCCAGUCUCAGCUCUUGCUCAAGGGGCUGAUAUUGUCGUGCAAUCGACUCACAAAGUACUGUGCUCUCUUACACAGUCAUCGAUGCUGCAUCUUUCCAGUAAUCUUAUUGACAGGGAGAGGAUCUGCAGGUGCCUUCAAAUGCUUCAAAGCAGCAGCCCAAGUUAUCUGUUGUUAGCGUCAUUAGAUGCUGCUACAGCUCAACUAAGUGAUAACCAGGGAACCAUUUUCAAUGAAGCUAUCGAACUAGCUGUGGAAACAAGAUGUAUGAUCAAAGAAAUCCCCAGAAUCUCACUCUUUGACACCGCGAACUUCCCUACAGCUCCUGCUAUUGAUCCUUUACGACUCACUGUAGGCAUGCAGAAACUUGAUCUUUCAGGGUUUGAAGCUGAUGAUAUCUUAUACAGGACCUUCGGGGUGGUUCCCGAACUUGUUGGAACACAGUCUAUUACAUUAGCGUUUAACCUUGGAACCAAAAGGGAGCAUACUUUGAGACUUUUGUCAGGAUUGGAGUAUCUAUCAGCAACUUGCUCUCUCACCUUGGAUGAAGAAAGAGAGAUCAACUUCACAACUUUAGCACCCUUCGAUGACUUCAACGUGGUUUUGAGUCCAAGAGAUGCCUUUUUUGCUCGUAAACGAAAAGUAAGCCUUGAGGAUAGUCUAGGUAAAAUAUGUGGGGAGCUGAUAUGUCCUUAUCCACCUGGGAUUCCGGUGAUGAUCCCGGGUGAGGUUGUUACGGAGAGAGCCCUCAAGUACUUGCUGCAUGUUAAAAGCAAGGGUGCCACCAUCAGUGGAGCUGCAGACCACCUCCUCUCUUCCCUCGUCAUAUGUGAUACCUAAGGUAUCAUUGUUCUAUCAAAGUUCACAUAUUUGCUAAAUGCUUGAUUUUUGGAGGUGUAUAUAAUGGAUUUAUGCUCAUAAUGUUGUAUAGGUUGAUCCGAUUCUAUGUUGUCGACAUGUACUCGUGCGUGGUUUUUUUUUUUUUUUUUUGUAUGAAGAUGAGGUUCUUGUACUUUAGAAAAUAUGAGAGAAGGGAUUUUCAUUAUCAUUAAAA